Messenger RNA from Prosopis cineraria, 471 nucleotides. RefSeq names its product CRS2-associated factor 1, mitochondrial-like. Gene Ontology annotation, biological process: Group II intron splicing. NCBI's taxonomy places the organism in Eukaryota, Viridiplantae, Streptophyta, Magnoliopsida, Fabales, Fabaceae. Gene Ontology annotation, molecular function: RNA binding. The record is from RefSeq and is a predicted model, not a curated record. Bases 1 to 471 code for a protein of 156 amino acids. The transcript is spliced from 3 exons.
AUGGACACACAGUCUACGAAGAGAUGGUCCAAAUUAAGCAGCCCCACAGUGAGGCCGAUUGGGCUUAGAGAACCCAAGUACUCGCCGUUUGGAUCUGGCAGGCUUGAUCGGCAAUGGACAGGUGUUUGUGCUCCGGCGGUGGACCCAAUGUUGAAGAACUUGGAGGGAGAGGAGGAUCCGAACUUGAUGGAACAGAGGAUGAAAAAGAGAGAGUUAAUUCAAGGUAAGCCACUUAGUGCAGCUGAGAGGAAGGUACUGGUUUUGAAGUGCGAAAGGAGCAAAACUAAGAGGCAAAUCAACUUGGGGAGGGAUGGUUUAACUCACAAUAUGUUGAACGAUAUUCAUAAUCAUUGGAAGCAUGCAGAAGCAGUUAGGAUUAAAUGUAUGGGUGUACCUACUGUGGACAUGAAAAAUGUUUGCGCCCAGCUGGAUGUAUACGUCUCUUUAAAGAAAUUUGUAUUCUUGUUCUAG